CUCCUACUCCUGCUUUGUUGUAUUAGCCGAGAUAGAGAAGCUCUACAAUGGCGCUCCUUGAGCUGUAUUCUUGAAGAAGGAGGAGGAGGAGAAACCCUAUAUGUCUAAGUGCACCCUCUCUUUCUAUAGAGGGGUAAGGUUCUAUUUAUAGGCUGCUCAUGUCACACUGACAUGUGGGCUGAGUCUAACGUCAUCUUCUUUGGGCCCCGCCGGGCACGCGGCUUGGUUCCCUCCGGGUGGCACCGUAGGGGACAAGACAACUUUACUUUUCCCUGGCACCAUGCAGAAAGUACCGCUAUCCUCUGCCGGCUUCCGUCAGAGAUUCUCUUUCGGUGCUUCCUCUCUGCAGUCGCCUGGCAUCGGUACGUAGGCGUUGACCGCUUUUCCUGAGAUGAUGAUGGCGCUGCUUUACUUUGCACCGCGUGGUCAGGAUAAGACCGUUGAGAGAUCACAGCUAUCGCCGAGAUCAAGGUACUCGUCCUUAUCCUGCAAACUCAUAAGACAAAAUAGCCAUGCCGGCAUACGCCUGGGAUGCCGGCUUAGUGUUAGUUUGACUUUACGAUGCCGGCAUAUAUAACUAUGCCGGCCUUGCCUCCGUCAUCUCGGCUAGAGUUGUGUCACCAUGACCCUACCCGGGGUCAUCCCCCCGACACUAGUCCCCGAAGCUGUUGCGGUCCGGCAGAGAAAAAUGUCGGGCCACGACAGUUUCCUGUAGACAGGCCACCAAAGCGUACUUGGGCUUAGCCGAGAAAGAUGCCGAGACAACCCCAGGUUCUCCUAGCCGAGAUCAAUCCAUUCCGACAUUCCGGGUCGGCGUGCUUAUCCAGCCCUUAGCCGAGAUUUUUUCUCCUCCAUGGCCGACAGUUGAAAACUUACUACUGCCGAUAUAGAUGCCACAUGUGACUUGGAUAAUACACUCCUUUAAACUAACGGGAGGAUAAGGCAGGAGUUACUGCCAUUGCGCUUUUUGAGGCGAGCACGCCAUCCCAUCGGACAGUAAAGCCGACAGAGCCACUAAGGGGGGAAUAUCGGUUCCCACGCAGACACUUAUCCUCCCAGAUCUUGCUGGAUUCUCGGCAGCAUGCCGCGCAGUAACCAAGCGUGUGCUUUGAUGGGAAUAACUACCCCAAAUCAUGCGCAAUCUUCCCGUUAGCCACUGAGGUGGUGGGCAUGGGGAACUCGCACCCAUUACUGCGCCACGGGUAUAAGUAACAGGGGAGGGCGAGGGCAGAAAACCCUUCGCACUCUUCGUCCUCCUCUGUUCUCCUGCUCCUUGCGCACUUCGAGGUUCUCUCUUCAGCGACGCGGAGACGGGAAUUCCCCGGACAAACGUUUCGCAGCCCCGCGCAGGUCUAUCGACGCUGAAGAUCCAGAUCCAGAGGACUUCAUGCCGAUCGCCCAUGCCGGCCCUCGACGUACCGAGAUCCUGCAUGAACAAAUGCACCGCUACCUUCAAGACUUUGGUUGCAAAGUACAAGAAGCUGGAGGCGGAGCACGAGGCUCUGAAGGCUGACCGCAAGAGCCAAACCGAGGACACCGCUCAAGUGGCGGAGCUGCUGAAGCGCGUCGCCGAGGUCCAAGUGGACCAUCAACAUCAAGAUGAGUUGCACAGUGGAGAGCGGAGGCACAGGAAAAUAAAGGAUCACUCUGAUGGGAAAGAUGAAUCACAAAGUGGCAGCAGGGACAGGCAAACCAUGCCUAGGGAUGUUCGUACCAAAGUUGCUGGAUGUUAUGAAGAACAACACACAGAUGAGAAGGCCAAAGGUGACAUGUCUAGAGGUCUGGAAAAACGUAAAGAAGAAAAAUACAAGGAUGAUAGGUCCAAAGCUCAUGAUAGAUAUAAAAAUAAUAAAUACAUAGAUGAUAGGCAAAAAGAAGAGGAAAGGCGCGGAGAUGAAAGGUAUAAAGAGGAAAGCUCUCGACAUGAAGAUAGGCAUAGGGAUGGAAAAUACAGAGAGGAAAGAUCGAGAGAGGACAGGCAUAAUAAGGACGAAAGAUACAAAGAGAAGCCUAGGAAUGAAAGAUCUGAUAACAGCUCUCGGGAGAGACACCGAGAUGAUAGUUAUAGAAAUCAUAGGAAUCAAGAUGGUGGAUCAUGGGAUGUGCGAUCGUCAAAGGACAACACUAGAGACAGGUCUUUGGAAAAGCACUACAAAGAAGAACAUAGUUACUCAGAGAACAGAUACAAUAAAAAUAUACUUUAUGAAAAUGAGGGCAACCCAUCUGUUGCUGAUCUUAGGAGCUCUAAGUAUAGAGAUAAUAACAAAGGGGAAAAAAGGUCCUAUGAAGAAAGUGCUCUUAAUGGUGAUAGGGAAACUCACAAUGCAAAAGAAUAUCAUGGAGAUGCCACUAAACGCAGGUCUGAGGUAGGUAGUGAAGAUCUUAGACGGGAAUAUGAGAAAUUUGAUUCUCGGAAGAGGGAUUUUGAGAGAAAGAGCUCCACUAGAUCGAGCACAUAUCCUGCCAAGGAGCAAAGCAGGCAUUGCACGAAACAAGAAGAACCCUCACCCGGGGAAUAUGGUGCUGCUCUUGGAAGACAUAGACAUGCAUCUGACUUUCAGUCUGUUGAGGAUCAGAACAAACUUGAUGCCAAUUGCAAUGAAUUGUCUCUUCCCUCACAAAAUGAUGGAAGUUUGAGAUCUGAUGGCCGAUCAGUCCAUUUUAGUGAGAGACUACCAUCAGCGAGUGAUCAGCAAGUUUUGAUCCGGAGCAAUCUGAGGCAUAGUCAUGAUACUAGUGAUGGCUCAAUGAAGAAAGGUAAUACUAGGCAUAAUGAUUUAUUAUUGAACCGUCAAGCUACCGAGAAUUAUCAAACAGCAUCACCAGGGCAUCUCCACCCGCCACCUGAUAGAUCUGAGAUGGAUAGCCAAAUAGAGUUUGAUGAUGAUAACUGGAGUCAGAUUAGAGAACGCAGAUCAAGCAGCCGCUCUAGAAGAAGCGGUACUGUUGAUAAUGCAAGAGGACAUGGUAACACUUGGAAUAAUCCUUCUUCAUGGUCUUCACCAAUACCUAAUGGUUUUGGUCCUUUCCACCAUGGGCCUCAAAUCCCUGGUUUUCACCCAGCUAUGCACCACUUCCAUCAAUCUUUAUAUGGGAUACGGCCUUCUAUGGAGACAAAUCACACCGGGGUUCCUUAUCCUAUGCAUGGACAUCCUGAAAGUUUUUCUCAUUGUGCACAAUCAUUUCAGUGGCACAAUCCUGCUGAAGACCCAUAUCUCUCUCAAUUGCCAGGUUGGGAUGCAAGCAGAAGUGUCUUUGAAGAACACUCACACAGCUAUGACAGACAUGAACUAGUCAGGAAUAAAGAUCCUGAUUUUCAACAGCAGUCAGAGGUGCCACCUUUGUCUCAUACUUCUGACAAGCCUAUAUUGACGCAAUUCCCAGGUCAAAAUCGAAGUGAGAGCGCUGAGGUCAAAACAGUUGAUGAGACCAAUGCUGAAAAAACUGAUGCACAUGCUCCAAAAUAUAGAUCUAAUAGCAAGCCUGUGCCUUCUAGCGUAGAAGUGGGUUCUCGGUUUUGCUCUAACUACUUUAAGAGGCUUCACAUUUCUACAAGCCUUGCUUCACCAGAGUUGUACAAACAAUGUGUUACAAUGACGAUGGAGUUGGAGCCGUCUGCAUCAUGUAAAGCUACCAUGAAACGGUCCUUAAAGAGUAGUAAAGAUGAGCACGGAUACCAAGCGCAUGGUUUCAAACACAUUAUGCAAUCCAUAUUUUCUGGGAAAACAACUUCCAUAUUUGAGAAAGCCAUGGCGCUUUAUAGUUCAAGUGCUGGUUCCGUGAAAUCCAAAUCCCCCGCAUCAUCUUCACAACCAGAAAGUGAAGAGGUGAUUAAGGGGCCUUCUGUGGACAUGGUGGAUGAAGGCCAUGUUACUGUCAGCGAAGUGCAGGCAUUGCCUUGUACUGGUAUGUCUGAUGAAGUGCACAAUAACAACCCGGCACAUCACGGAACUGAUUUUGGCAUGUCAGGUGACUCUGGGUUAGCAAAAGAUUGCAGCAACAUAGAAGAAGACAAUGUAACCUCAGAUACCGGAGACAAAAGUUUCAUCAGCAACCAUCUUGAGGGGCGUGCUUGUUAUACUGAGGAACAAGUUCCGAAUAACGGUGAGGGGGGGCUCCUUCCUGAUGCCAAAGCUCUGCAACCUUGUUGCAACUCAGUAGGCGGUAUUACUGACGUUCCCAAAGAGCAAUUUUCUGGUGUCAUUUCUGAUGCUGCUUUUGCGUCUUGUCCUCAGGCGUGCGAAGGUGCCAUACCAGAUUGUAGUUUUAAUUUAAACCGGAUACCUUGCUCUCCUGGGAGCACUUAAAACAUUUAUUCCAUUUGUUCGUCCCAUUAGUAUCCCAUUACCUCCGGUUGGUAUCCCCAUCCCAUUAGUAUCCCAUUUCCCUCCGGCUGGUAUCCCCAUGCGUGUUUUGUCCCCCUUUUCUCAUCAUGUCUUGUUUUUCUUGGAGAAUGGCAGCAUUCUCCGGUGUGCGCCCCUUGUUAUGCUGCUCUGUGUGGCAGCUUGUGUCAUCAAUAAUAAAAGUUGUUUUCUCCAUC
This is a messenger RNA of Brachypodium distachyon (stiff brome), 4540 nucleotides long. Its product is annotated as titin homolog. The record is from RefSeq and is a predicted model, not a curated record. Bases 1401 to 4307 code for a protein of 968 amino acids. Lineage: Eukaryota; Viridiplantae; Streptophyta; Magnoliopsida; Poales; Poaceae. The transcript is spliced from 8 exons.